CACAGAGAGGAGGGGGGUAAGGCGAGACGGACAGGUGGGCCAUCCUAGCCAUCAUCGGAGCAACCCGUGCCGAGCAACCCAGCGGGGCGAGAUGGAGAACGAGAAAAAAGGCAGCAGCGCGUCGUCGGAAGGCAGGGGCCAAGGCAAGCAUCCCAACAUGUCUCCGGUGACUCUCAACGUGGGGGGCUACCUCUACGUUACGCAGAGGCAGACGCUCACCAAAUACACGGACUCCUUUUUGGAAAGAGUGGUCAACGGGAGAAGCCCGUGCCCGUCGGACGCGGAGGGCCACUUCUUCAUCGACAGAGACGGUCUCCUCUUCAGGCAUGUCCUGAACUUCCUGAGGAACGGAGAACUGCUCCUCCCCGAGGGCUUUAAGGAAAACCAACUGCUGGCCCAGGAGGCCGAAUUUUUCCAGCUUCCCCUCCUGGGGGAGGCGGUGAAAGCCAAGUGGGAGAAGGAGCAGCUGGCAUCCCGGGAGGCCACCUUCCUGGAGAUCACCGACAGCCACGACCGGGCGCAGGGCCUGCGGAUUUUCUGCAACGCGCCCGAUUUCAUCGCCAAAAUCAAAUCGCGCAUUGUUUUGGUCUCCAAAAGCCGGCUGGACGGUUUCCCCGAAGAGUUCUCGGUCUCUUCCAACAUCAUCCAGUUCAAAUACUUCAUCAAGUCGGAGAACGGGACUCGGCUGGUUCUGAAGGAAGACAACACCUUCGUCUGCACCUUGGAGACGCUCAAGUUCGAAGCCAUCAUGAUGGCGCUCAAGUGCGGCUUCCGACUGCUGACCAGCCUGGAUUGCUCCAAAGGGUCGAUUGUUCACAGCGAUGCCCUCCACUUCAUCAAGUAAUUACUCUUCCUCCUCCUCCUCCUCCUCUCCACCCUGGGACCAAAAAAGGGACACGAGCAUGCAGCCUGUAAAUCUCCGUAAAACUUCCAAACGUCGCCACACGGUUUAUCCGGCUCUGCCAAUCCCAGAGCAUUGCUGCUAACAAAUCCGUGAGAACUCAUGGUGUUUUAUUAGAUGUGAUGGGAAUCGAAGUGAAUGCUGAAGCAAAUGUGUCUGCUUGGUUCUGCUUUGAUCAGCCGGAGGCUGGUGAUGGAACAGGUUGGUCUGCCUUUCGGGGGGGGGUGGCCAGGAGGCCUGGCUUCUUGCUCAAGAAUGAUAAAAAUGCUUUCUCUUUCUGACUUGCUCUUUAUCUUCCUGGGAUGAUGCUGGUUCAAGAGGAAAAAUAGUUCGGCUUUGCAUUGUUCGAAACGUUACAAUAUGCAGAGUGGUUGCAGGAACUGGGUAGGUCUAGUUUAAUGAAAAGAAGGACCAGGGGAGACAUGA
Molecule: messenger RNA, 1327 nt
Organism: Thamnophis sirtalis
Lineage: Eukaryota; Metazoa; Chordata; Lepidosauria; Squamata; Natricidae
Source: RefSeq, a predicted model, not a curated record